This is a messenger RNA of Adineta steineri, 3216 nucleotides long. The record is from the annotation of a GenBank genome assembly. NCBI's taxonomy places the organism in Eukaryota, Metazoa, Rotifera, Eurotatoria, Adinetida, Adinetidae.
AUGGUUUUCAAGACAAUUUGGGAAUGGAUUUUAAGUAAUGGAUGGCCAUUAUCAAUGAAUGAAAAUAUUGCUAUUAAAUAUUUUAAUGACAAUCUUACAGAAUCAUUAAAAAUUUUAACUCAUUUCGAAAUAUCAAUACUUGCAAAUGAAAUUUAUAAAAAAAUUCUAAAUUUAAAUAUUCAUGAACAAUUAAUUAUAAUUGAUAGUGAUGAAACAUAUUUAACUAUUCCAUUUAUAUUAGGAAUACUACAAUCGAAUAAUUCUUUUUUCAUUUGUAAUUCUAAUUGGCCCGAAAAUAUGCUUAGAAAUUAUAUCAUGCAACUCAACCCAUCACUAUUUAUUUGUCAACGUCAAAAUAAAUCUAAAAUAUAUGAUCAGAUAUUUCAUCACGCUAUGUUAUCAUCAAUUGUUUUAUUCAAUGAACAAAUUGAUUUUUAUACAAGAAUUAAUAAUUGUAAUAAUUAUAAAGAUAUUGCUUAUAUUGUUGCUUCAUCAGGUUCAACAGGUAUUCCGAAAUUAAUAUUCGUAUCACAUGCAUGUAUUUUGCCUAAUUUAAAUCAAUUAAAAUCAAUAUUUGAUGUAACAUCAAAUGAUUGUUUAUUUCGUGCAACAUCUUUAACAUUUGAUCCAUCAUUAAUUGAUAUAUUUCUUGCUAUUCAUUGUGGUGCUUGUCUUGUUAUUCUAUCAAAAGAUAUUCGUCAAAAUUCAGUAUCUAAUUCAUCGAUAAGUCAUUGUACAAUUGCACAAAUGACACCGAGUUAUUUUCGUCAAAUCAAUACAUCUUGUGAUCUAAGCCAUUUAAAAACAUUGAUACUUGGAGGUGAACAAUUUCCUGAUAUAUCAAAUCGAACUAUUCAAAAGAUGAUAAAAGAAAAUAAACGUGUUAUAAAUAUUUAUGGUUUAACUGAAAUGUCUUGUUGGGCAUCGUAUUACAUAUUGAAUAAAAAUGAUCUUGAAAGAAUAGAUGGUAUUCCAUUAGGUAAAGCACUUGAUGAAACAUCAUUUGUACUUAAACCUUUUCUGGAUGAUAAAACAAAAAUAGAUUAUUUUCAAUUGACAUUAGAAAGUCAAACACGUUGGGUACAAAUUGGAGAUUUAUCAUUAGAAAAAAAAUUCAUAUUUGAAACUGAUGAUCUUGUUCGUUAUGACAAAGCAAAUGAUCACAUAUAUUAUAUUGGUAGAAGAACAUUAACAGUAAAACGUUUUGGUAUUAUGAUUAAUCUUGAAUAUAUUGAACAAAUUGCUCAUCAAUCAAAUUUACUUGAUGAAUGUGCUUGUUUAAUGUUAGAUGAUGAUGAUGAUAAAAAUUUUCUAAUUCUUCUUUGUAAAUUUAAAACUGAAAAUCAAAUAAAUCAGUUGGAAUUAUUUCUUAAAUUACAUUUAACUCAUCAUUUUCUACCAAAUAUUAUUCUUCCAUUACAAAUAAAUAUUCCAUUAAGUAUCAAUGGAAAAAUCGAUCGUACAAAAUUAAAUUCUAUCUAUUUAAAUACUAAACAAGAUUCAAUCGAUAAGAAUUUAGUAGAUAUUUGGAAGAAAUUUUUAAAUAAAUCUCCAGAGAAAAAAUCAACUUUUAUUUCUGAUGGCGGUAAUUCUUUAAUAGCUUUAACAAUGAUUGAACAAAUUAAACAAUCUUAUUCAUCGGUUAAUAAAGAAUAUUUAUUGAAUCUUCUUUUACAUAAAUCUUUCGAGGAUUUAUUUGAAUAUAUAAAUAAUCCUCAACAAGAACAACAACAAGACAAAACAAUUGAACAUUUUACUCCGAAUUUAACAAAUGAACUAAUAAAAAAUUCAAAUUUAAAUCAAAUUUGGUCAAUUCAACGAUGUUCAAAAAUAUUUCUCCAUAAUAAUAAUAAUCAUUUAAUGUCACAAUAUUCCACUUUACCAAAUGAAUCAAUAGUUGUAGCAAAUAAAUUAAUAUUAAAUUGGAAAUAUUCAAUGAAUAAAUGUAUCGAUGCAUCUCCAUUAAUUGUUAUACUUGAUGAAUAUCGACAAUAUGUUAUUAUAGGAUCACAUGCUGGUUUAAUUAAUACUUAUCAAAUUAAUAAUGGUCAACUUAUAUGGUCAUUUCAAACUAAUGAUAGAAUUGAAACAAGUGGAACUAUUUCAAAAGAUGGACAGUUUGUUCUUAUUGGUGAUUAUAGUGGAAUAUUAUAUAUAAUUAAUUGUUCUAAUGGAAAACUUUAUUCAUCGUAUCAAUGUCAAGAUUUAAUUAAAACAAUUCCUUGUAUUCAUUCAUCAAAUGAUAUUGUUUAUCUUGGUGCACACGAUCAAUUUAUUCAUGCUAUUCAUAUUGAAGAAAAUUUAUCGAAAUGUAUUUGGAAAUAUGGAUUAAAUAGUAGUUGUGCUUCAUCACCACAAUUAUCAUCGGAUAAUGAAUAUCUUUAUGUUGCUACUUUAAAUGGAAAUAUAUUUGCUUUUAAAUCAAAUGAAGGAAUAUUAUUAUGGAAACACUCAUUAAAUAAACCAAUAUUUUCUACAAUAGUUAUAUGGAAAGAAAAAUUUUUAUUAAUUGGAUGUGUUGAUGAAAAACUUUAUUGUUUAAGUUGUGAUGAUGGCGAACAGAAAUGGACAUUCUCAACAAAUGGUCCAAUAUUUUCGUCACCUUGUCUUUUCAAUAAUACAUUAUUUAUCGGUUGUCACGAUCAAUAUCUCUACGCUAUUGAUCUUUCAAAUGAACAACAAGGUAUUUUACAAUGGAAAUGUUUAUUUCCAUCGAUGGUCUAUGCAUCACCUUUUGUGUUUGACAAUGGUCAAAAGAUUAUUAUUGGUUCAACGAAUGGUUGUUUACGUGUGUUAAACAGUGAAACAGGAGGAACAAUAUGUGAAACACAAAUUGAUGGUAAUGGAUUAUUUUCGUCGCCAGUUUGUUAUCUUGAUUAUAUUAUUGUGGGUUCACGUGAUGAUUAUUUGUAUUGUUAUAAACUUCAAUCAUAUCAUUUUGAACGAAAUACAACUAUUCAAAAUAUUGUUGAUGAAUUAUUUGUUGAAGAAUGGAACAUUAGUAUAUCGUAUUCAUCACUUGAUAAUGAAUGUAAUCCACAGGAAUGUUCUUAUAACAUUAAAAGAGAUGAUCAUUUUGCUUCUAUAUCAUCACGUAUUCUUGGUUUAUAUGGUGGAUUAACUGUUGUUUUACGAUUUAUUAUUCCAUUCUUAAUCGAAAUCAUAUUGAAAAUUCGAAAUCGAUGCCGACCAAGUACAGUUGUUCCUACUGAAUAA